CCCGAGAUGAUCGCCUAGGGUUUUUCCUAGAGGCAACUCUUCUUACGAGUCGCAACACUCCUUUAUACAAACCGGCUACCAAUUUGUAAAGUAUAAAUACGUUGAACCAGGGCCAGUUCUGACAAUUUAUAGGCUCGGGACAAAAGAUAAAACAUAGGCCCCUAAUUAGAUACUACGUAUGUCGUAAGAAUGCAUUUCAAAAGUUUAAUUGUCAAACAUAAAAUUCAUUACACAAGUAAAUGUUUUUGUCCAUAGAACUAUAUGUAUCAUAAGCCAUACAAAACAAUUUUUAGGCAUUCUUAGAAACAAUUUUUAGGCAUUCUUAGAAACAGUUUUUGAAUUGCCCAGUUGUGAAGAACAUAUGGCAGGGGAUGGGGCUGCCGUUAGUGACAGAGGGGGAGGGGCUAAUGGUUUGGCUCCAGAAAGCUUUUACCUCAGUGGCAGUAGAAGAUAUUUGCAGGCUAAUUAUGGCUCUUUGGGCUAUUUGGAAGGGCAGAAAUGAGAUAGUAUGGAAGGAAGGCUUUUUUUGCUUGGCAAGUGUGAAACGUGUUGCUGCUACCACAUUAGAGAGCUGGAGGAAAGCCCAGGAGGCUAGCAGCAGACUGAGGUGUAAUACCUCACCUCAAGGAGUACACCGUUGGCAGAAACCGGAGAUGGAUUGGAUAAAAAUCAAUGUAGAUGCGGCUAGUAAUGUUAGAAGCGGAAAGUGGGCAUGGGCAUGUGUUGGAAGAGAUAGCAAUGGUAACUUUCUGGGAGCUAUUAGUCGAGUUGUAAAAGCCAUUUGGUCACCGGUAGAGGCAGAGGCAAUCGGCGUCAAAGAAGCUAUUAUUUGGGCAAUUAAAAUGGGUUGGCAAAAGGUGGUGAUCGAAUCGGAUGCCGAGUUGGUGGUAGCAGGUGUUCAAGGGGAGGAAUGUGCUUCUGCCGUUGGAGUUAUCUUCG
Molecule: messenger RNA, 939 nt
Organism: Cuscuta epithymum
Lineage: Eukaryota; Viridiplantae; Streptophyta; Magnoliopsida; Solanales; Convolvulaceae
Source: the annotation of a GenBank genome assembly